Molecule: messenger RNA, 3299 nt
Organism: Tupaia belangeri chinensis (Chinese tree shrew)
Lineage: Eukaryota; Metazoa; Chordata; Mammalia; Scandentia; Tupaiidae
Gene: TRIM26
Product: tripartite motif containing 26
Exons: 8
Coding region: 316-1935 (539 amino acids)
Molecular function (GO): protein binding; zinc ion binding
Source: RefSeq, a predicted model, not a curated record
CGGGGGCGGCGGAUGACAAAUGCGGCGAAGCAAGGGUUGGGAGGACCGAAAGCGGCGGUCGGUCGGGGCGGAGCCGGGCCAGGCCCGGGCUGGCGCGGGAGGGGGUCCGGUUCGCGGCGCCCUGCCUGCCGGCCUAAUCCCUGCUGCUGGGGUGACCCGGCCGCCCGCCCCUUCCCCUCGGGUCUUCGUCGCGUUCUCGUGACCCGCUCGGACUCGGGGCCAUUCUAGUUUCCUGAGCCCGAAGUAAGCAGAGCCCGGAUGACGGUCUGGUUGCCUGGAGCUGGGAGGAGGAGACCCCUCUGAACUAAAGGCACCAUGGCCACGUCAGCCCCUCUGCGGAGCCUGGAAGAGGAGGUGACCUGCUCCAUCUGCCUGGAUUACCUGCGGGACCCUGUGACUAUUGACUGUGGCCACGUCUUCUGCCGCAGCUGCACCAGUGACAUCCGCCCCAUCUCCGGGGGCCGCCCUGUCUGCCCACUCUGCAAGAAGCCCUUUAAGAAGGAGAACAUCCGACCCGUGUGGCAGCUGGCCAGCCUGGUGGAGAACAUCGAGCGGCUGAAGGUGGACAAGGGCAGGCAGCCGGGCGAGGUGGCCCGGGAGCCUCGGGAGGCCAAGCUGUGCGAGCGGCAUCGAGAGAAGCUGCACUACUACUGCGAGGACGACGGGAAGCUGCUGUGCGUCAUGUGCCGGGAGUCCCGGGAGCACCGGCCCCACACGGCCAUCCUGGUGGAGAAGGCCGCCCAGCCCCACCGGGAAAAAAUUCUGAACCACCUGAGUACUCUAAGGAGAGACAGGGACAAAAUUCAGAGCUUUCAGGCGAAAGGAGAAGCUGAUAUCCUGGCUGCGCUGAAGCAGCUCCAGGACCAGAGGCAGUUCAUCGCAGCCGAGUUUGAGCAGGGCCACCAGUUCCUGCGGGAGCGGGAGCAGCACUUGCUGGACCAGCUGGCCAGGCUGGAGCAGGAGCUCACCGAGGGCAGGGAGAAGUACACGGCCCGGGGUGUCGGGGAGCUCAGCCGGCUGGCACUGGUCAUCUCCGAGCUGGAGGUCAAGGCACAGCAGCCGGCUGCAGAGCUCAUGCAGGACACCAGAGACUUCUUAAACAGGUAUCCACGCAAGAAGUUCUGGAUAGGGAAACCCAUUGCUCGGGUGGUUAAAAAAAAGACUGGAGAAUUCUCAGAUAAACUCGUGUCUCUGCAGCGAGGCCUGAGGGAGUUCCAAGGGAAGCUGCUGAGAGACCUGGAAUACAAGACAGUGAGUGUCACCCUGGACCCACAGUCAGCCAGCGGGUACCUGCAGCUGUCAGAGGACUGGAAGUGUGUGACCUACAGCAACCUGUACAAGAGUGCCUACCUGCAUCCCCAGCAGUUCGACUGCGAGCCGGGGGUGCUGGGCAGUAAGGGCUUCACCUGGGGCAAGGUUUACUGGGAGGUGGAGGUGGAGAGGGAGGGCUGGUCUGAGGAUGAGGAGGAGGGAGACGAAGAGGAGGAGGGGGAGGAGGAGGAAGAGGAAGAGGAGGCUGCCUAUGGGGAUGGAUACGAUGACUGGGAAACGGAUGAGGACGAGGAAUCUCUGGGUGAGGAAGAGGAAGAAGAGGAGGAGGAGGAAGAGGAAGUUCUGGAAAGCUGCAUGGUGGGAGUGGCCAGAGACUCUGUGAAGAGGAAGGGAGACCUCUCCCUGCGGCCAGAGGAUGGGGUGUGGGCGCUUCGCCUCUCCUCCUCGGGCAUCUGGGCCAACACCAGCCCCGAGGCCGAGCUCUUCCCGGCACUACGGCCCCGGAGAGUGGGCAUCGCCCUGGAUUACGAGGGAGGCACCGUGACUUUCACCAAUGCAGAGUCACAGGAACUCAUCUACACCUUCACUGCCACCUUCACCAGGCGCCUGGUCCCUUUUCUGUGGCUCAAAUGGCCGGGAACACGCCUCCUGCUGAGACCCUGAGCUCCGACCUGCCCACAGCCCCACAUCCACAGAGGCUCCAUUUCUCUGGAAUUCCAGGACUCUGACUUGGCGGGAGGUGGGGUGGGGGAGGGAAGACACCCCAUAUCCACUGGCACGCUCCAGCACUGGCCCCCUGAAGCCACACUCGAGCUACUGCCUUGUGGGCUUCUGCCUCCUACUGGUUUCCUGUGGGAACUUCUGCCCCAAGUCCAAGAGGGCUGCUUCCUCCUGGACCGCUGCCUUUGCCCCGCACUGCACUCUCUGUUGAAUUAGGGACUGCAGCAGCGUCUUGCUCAGUAUGGUGUCAGGUGCCAGCUGGUCUUAGAAAAGACCAGUUGAUAAAAGACUGUUCAGCCAUCCUCAAGACCCCGGCUCCCCUUGGCAAGUCCAUUGCACUGUGCUGCCUACCUCCCCUGGCAUUUUAAACAGACCUGCCUUGCCCCAACUCCAAGUUAGGCAUCCGUGAGAAUGCAGAAAACAAGCCAAAUGAAGAGCCACAGAGGCUUCAUGGGCCAUUCGUUUAGGGCCUGGAGUGCCCGUGGGACUAUCCUGUGAGGUCCAAGUGGAAUUCUUGCCUUCCUGAAACCAGGUUGUGCAUCUGAGGUUUCCAUGGCAAGGGAGGUGGGAUGCCUAGAGCCAUCUGUAAUCUUGGAAGAGGGUCUAGAUACACAUGGCUUUAUAGUAACAGCUGUGAUCAGCGUUAAAUAAAUUCUCUCUGGAUUGGUCCUUGUGGGGGCAGUUUUUGAAAGAAUCCAGAACUUCCUGUUCUUGAUAGGUGCAUCUGAAAACACCAUGGCAAAUACCCGGCAGAGCCUCAGACCCUCUGACCCUACUAAGCAUCCAAGGUCCACUUUCCUAGGUGGGGAUGGAGGUGGAAAGGCAGUUGGGAAGGCAGCAGCGGAGUCCACAGCGCACCUACUGGAUCUUCAUGUCGAGAGCAGCAUUAAAGUGACUCCUCAUUGCCUUCAGACGCAACCCAAGUCCCAGUCUCCAUCCAGGUACCCCUAGUACUCCAAGUUUAACACAGAUUCCUUGCUUCAGCCAAAUCAGUCCCCCAGUCUUCGUUCUUACUCAUUCCAAGCACUGUUGAUCCCCUACUUGUCCAGAUUUUAACCUCACCUGGCUCCGCUCUAAGAGCCUUCUGACCGUCUGAUGUCAGCAGUCCCGUCACCACUGCGUCUCAUUGCCCACUUUGUGUAUGUCACAUGCCGUUGAGUCACGUGUAUAUCUUGUUUCUAACUCUAGUUUUGUAAGCUCUUGAAGGCCGGAUACAGUGUCUUUUACUUCUCUUGUAUCCUCCAUGGCACCUACCUAGUGCAGUGCUGGGCACAUAGUCGGUGCUCAAUAAAGAUUUGUUAAAUGAA